AUGACAAAACUGACUGAGGAUGCCGACUACGAUACCGGUGAAACGUUUGAGGAUGUACUAAGUACACCGUCUGAUGCUGGGAAUCAUGACAACUGCUAUGGCAGACGACUUCGGACUAGGUGA
Molecule: messenger RNA, 123 nt
Organism: Protopolystoma xenopodis
Lineage: Eukaryota; Metazoa; Platyhelminthes; Monogenea; Polystomatidea; Polystomatidae
Source: the annotation of a GenBank genome assembly